Molecule: messenger RNA, 3614 nt
Organism: Nothobranchius furzeri (turquoise killifish)
Lineage: Eukaryota; Metazoa; Chordata; Actinopteri; Cyprinodontiformes; Nothobranchiidae
Gene: kif23
Product: kinesin family member 23
Biological process (GO): mitotic spindle midzone assembly; microtubule-based movement
Cellular component (GO): microtubule; kinesin complex; nucleus
Molecular function (GO): ATP binding; microtubule motor activity; microtubule binding
Source: RefSeq, a predicted model, not a curated record
ACAUGGUUGGAAAAAAAAUAAAAGCUGUCUGGUGUGAGCGGAAGAUUCAAAAUCGCAUAAACGGAAAACGGUGAACCCAAACCAAUUGAACACGAUGAACAGGCAUGUAAAAUGUAAAACUCGAAAACUUCAUCCGAAAAGGCUUCCCAACGUCCAGAAAGACCCAGUUGGAGUAUACUUACGUGUGCGGCCUCUGAGUACGGAGGACGAGGAGUGUUGCAUAGAAGUGAUCAGCAGCACCACCGCCCAGCUACAUCCACCCGAGGGUUUCAAAGUUAACCGCAAUGGAGAGUACAAAGAGAUGCAGUACUCCUUCAAAAAGGUUUUUGGAGUUUCUGUUUCACAGAUGGAGCUUUUUGAGCAUGUGGCCAAACCUCUUGUUGAUGACCUUAUUCAUGGUAAAAAUGGUCUACUCUUUACCUAUGGAGUGACAGGAAGCGGAAAAACAUUCACCAUGACUGGUUGUCCUGGUCAGGGUGGACUUCUGCCUCGCUCUCUCGACAUGAUUUUCAACAGUAUUGGUCCCUACCAGGCCAAAAGAUAUGUUUUUAAGACGGAUGAUAAAAACUGCAUGGAUCUUCAGUGUGAAGUCGACGCUUUGUUGGAGCGGCAAAGAAGGGACAACAACAUAUCUGUUCCUAAAGCGCCUUCCACCAGACCAAGGAUAGAUCCUGAAAUUGGUGACAUGAUCAACUCAGAGGAGACCUGUAAAGCAGAAGUUGUGGAUGAGGACAGCAGCUACAGCGUCUUCAUCUCCUACAUAGAAGUUUAUAACAACUACAUCUACGAUCUCUUGGAGGAGACCCAAGAAGAUACAGUCAAGCCAAAGUGGAAUGGUGGAGGCACACCAGUACGCCAGAACACUGAGUUCAUACCACCUCAGUCUAAAGUCCUCAGAGAGGAUCAGAAUCGCACUAUGUACGUGGCCGGCUGUAUGGAGGUGGAAGUAAAAUCUGCUGAGGAAGCUUUUCAAGUGUUCUGGAGAGGUCAAAAGAAGAGGAAGGUUGCAAACACUCGACUGAACAGAGAGUCAAGCCGCUCUCACAGCGUCUUCAUUAUCAAACUGGCCCAGGUGCCUCUAGAUGCAGAUGGAGACAACAUUCUGCAGGAUAAGAACCAGGUGAGCGUUAGUCAGCUGUGCCUGGUAGACUUGGCAGGAAGUGAGCGCACCGGCAGGACGGGGGCAGAAGGAACACGGAUACGUGAAGCAGGAAACAUUAAUCAGUCUUUACUGAAUCUCCGGACCUGUAUCGAAAUUCUCAGAGAGAACCAAAUGUGUGGCACUAAUAAGAUGGUCCCCUACAGAGACUCCAAAGUAACCCACUUGUUUAAAAACUACUUUGAUGGAGAAGGAAAGGUCCGGAUGGUUGUUUGUGUGAACCCAAAGGCGGAUGACUACGAGGAAACUUUGCUAGUGAUGCGGUUUGCAGAGGUGACCCAGGAGGUGCAAGUGGCUCGUCCUGUGGACAGGCCGAUCUGUGGCUUCACACCAGGCCGUCGCUAUAGAAACCAGGCUUUCAAAGAGGAGCUGUCUCACAAGUUAGAGUGUGGAGGCCCGAGAGACAAAGAUGGGAUUUCUGCAUUAAGCAACCUGGUGCUACCCCCUCUACCAACCUCUGAGCUGAUGGACCCUCAUGAUGACAUAACCCUGCCUCGUCUCAUUGAAGCUCUGCAGAAGAGGGAGAGGAUCAGGCAUGAUAUGAUCGAGGAAUACAACAAAGCAGCCAACAUGAUGUCGAUCCUGAUACAGGAACUGGACUCUAAUCUCACGUCCAAAGACCACUUGAUUCAGGAGCAAAAUGGCAGGCUCUUGGAGAAAGACAAAGUCAUCCAGAGCAACAAGGCAGAGAUUGAACGUUUAGAGAAGAAGAACAAGAAUCAAGAACAUAAGAUGGAUUAUUUGCAGAAAACGACUAAAAUAUAUGAGGAUGACAAGCGGACCAUGAAGCAGGAGCUGGAAUCCACAGGUCAGCGUCUGCAGAGGGAACUCUCUGAGAGGAGACGCAUGGAGCAGCACAUGCAUGGCAUGGUCUCGGACACGCAGCACAAGUGGGAGAAAGAAUGUGAGAGACGUGUUAAUGCGAUGCGUCUGGAGAUGGAAAACAAGCUCUGGGUUAAAGAUGAAAAGCUGAAGCAACUCAAGGCCAUUGUGACUGAGAGUAAGACCCCUGGUCGUCCUGAUCCUCCUCCACGUCAGCCUCGGCCUCAGAUACCUUCCAGAGAGGAACGCCGCCCCGCAAAGAGAUCUAUUUCACCCCCAGUUCUUCCAAGCUUCACUGAGUGUCUUCGCGACAUUCCAGUGCCAGGGUCUCAGGCAGUCAGUGCUUUUAGAGUUGAGGAGUUUGAGAUGAACCCAAGAUCUUCAUGCCCCUCACCUAGCACCAGGAGUUCUUUGUCAGCGGCUAGCUCUAUGUGUUCUUGUGAUGAGUGCGAAGCUUCAGACAGCAGUCAGGCUUUGCAGGCCUCGAGGGCCCCCACACCACCCCAGUCUCCUGCCUCGAGGGCCCCCACACCACCCCAGUCUCCUGCCCCGAGGGCCCCCACACCACCCCAGUCUCCGGCCCCGAGGGCUCCCAGAGCCCAGCCUCCAGAAGGCCCUGCACUGAGCCAGGCUAAAAGCAGAAGAGGGUGCUGUGGUAUUCAGGAGGAUGUCCCAUCCCCCUCCCUUCAUGGUAUAGACCUAGCAGAAAGAAGCUACAGGACAACAACACCAGUGCGUCCGCUGCACCGCCGUUCCCGUUCUGCUGGUGGGGAGAAAUGGGUGGAUCACAAACCAUCAUCCAGCUUGGACUUGGGCACCGUCCUUCAGCCCGUCAUCCCCAACGCCAUCCAGGUGUCAGCUCCUAACGAGAAGGCCCUGUCCAAGUGUGACAAAUAUGUGCUGACUCACCAGGAGGUGGCCUCCGAUGGAGAGAUACAGACCAAACUCAUUAAGGGAGAUGUGAUUAAAACCAGAGGAGGAGGACAAGCUGUUCAGUUCACAGACAUCGAGACUCUCAAACAGCAGCUCACCACAAACACAAGUCGAAAAAGGAAAUCUUCUGAAGGUGCUGCAGCCAGCGGAGAUCAAAAGGAUGGCUCUUGGACUGACGUGGAGACGAGGUGCUCCGUGGCUUUGGAAAUGAAGGCCGGAUCAAAAAUGGCACCUGGAUAUGAGCAUCAUGGAAUGUCCAAGCGCAGAAAACCCUAAAAGUUGCUGCUGAUGGUAACCGUGUGAAAUCUCCAUGCCCACCUGGCUGCUGUGCAAUUGUCUGAAUGCUUUGUUUGUCUUUAAACAGUUUUUCAUGUUUUAUGCAAAAGAUUUAUUCAUAGGUCACCAAAGGUUUUGUAAAAAAAAUCGGUUUUGUGUUCUUGAUGUUGUAUGAAGUGCUUUUGUUACCCUUCAGUGUAAAAGAUGGCACAUGAAUAUGCUUGUUUAUUUUCUAAGUUUGUUUUCUUGAUAAGUUAUAUUCUUCUAGUAGUGUUUGAAAUGUCUUCACUGUAAACUCAGGAAAAAUUCCUUUAUUGGCGUCUCUGUGUGAAAGAUUAAAGUGUAAGUUUAUAACGUCAUCAUUUUUCUCCGGAAACACUAGAUGGCAGUACAGGACAUUAAUAAAUCUUCAUGUGGGACCUGA